GCGUGAGAUUAUUGGCAAGCCCAAGUCCCCAGCCUCGACGCCGCCCUCAAGAACCUCAAAAGACAGCAACCAUGGCUGAUUCCGCCGUUACCGACCCCCAAGUCGCCGCCGACCUCAAGAAGAGGAGGACCUUCCGUACCUUCUCCUACCGUGGCAUCGAGCUCGACAAGCUCCUUGACCUUUCCAACGAAGAGUUCGUCGAGGUCGUUCAUGCUCGUGCCCGCCGGCGCUUCCAGCGUGGUCUCAAGCGCAAGCCUAUGGGUCUCAUCAAGAAGCUCCGCAAGGCUAAGACUGAAGCUCCCCCUAAUGAGAAGCCCGCUGUCGUCAAGACUCACCUUCGUGACAUGAUCAUCGUCCCAGAGAUGAUUGGCUCUGUUGUUGGUAUCUACAACGGAAAGGUCUUCAACUCCGUCGAGAUCAAGCCCGAGAUGGUCGGCCACUACCUUGGCGAGUUCUCCGUUUCGUACAGGCCCGUCAAGCACGGUCGCCCUGGUAUCGGUGCUACUCACUCUUCGCGUUUCAUCCCUCUCAAGUAAAGGAUUUAUUACUUGUUGUUUGGGCUCGGGGGCCCGUCAUGUUGUUUUCUAUCUGUGCUCUCUCUCAGUACCUACCACCCACGCCGCGACUGUGUCUCUAAAAUCUUUAUGCAUCCAACAUGCGCAUAUGGGCUAUGCUUUCUGGGACUGUACGAUCUGCGGGAUCC
Messenger RNA from Stereum hirsutum FP-91666 SS1, 703 nucleotides. RefSeq names its product 40S ribosomal protein S15. NCBI's taxonomy places the organism in Eukaryota, Fungi, Basidiomycota, Agaricomycetes, Russulales, Stereaceae. The record is from RefSeq and is a predicted model, not a curated record. The coding region runs from base 72 to 536 and encodes 154 amino acids. Gene Ontology annotation, cellular component: ribosome; cytosolic small ribosomal subunit. Gene Ontology annotation, biological process: translation; ribosomal small subunit assembly. Gene Ontology annotation, molecular function: RNA binding; structural constituent of ribosome. The transcript is spliced from 6 exons.